Molecule: messenger RNA, 2454 nt
Organism: Exophiala spinifera
Lineage: Eukaryota; Fungi; Ascomycota; Eurotiomycetes; Chaetothyriales; Herpotrichiellaceae
Exons: 2
Coding region: 1-2454 (817 amino acids)
Source: RefSeq, a predicted model, not a curated record
AUGACUGAGAACCGCUACCGGCCCGCGUCACCUCGGCGAAACCCCUAUCCCGACCCUCGAGCAUCCACUGGUAUGGUUUUUUCCUCUUCGUUCGAUACUCGUUUCUCGUCCCAACCACGAACAGUCCUCGAUCCUUAUCAGAGCACACGCCACGGAAGUUAUAGCACUCAAGGGGUUACAAGCAGGACUUUUCUCGACGAUGCUCAUCCAGGCAGAGGUCCUGUAGUCCGGACAGAGUACGCUGUGCGCCCGCGAAAUAACUCAUCUGUUGGCUCGGAAUCACGACGCCCUGUGAGUGCAUAUAUCGCGAGACCUGCUUCGCCUCCUCGGGUGCGCCCUGUCGUCAGUGUGGCCCGGGAUGAUCCGCGAAGCCCAAUCUUACCUCCAUCAAGAGAAGAGCGCUAUCUGGUCCCCGCGUCUACACAGGCUGGGCGACACCAUCACAGGCAUUCUAGCGCUACUCGUGUAGAGCAGGAUCGACUUGGGCAUGCAAGGGUCAACAGACAGGCCGAGUAUCAUCGACGUGGCGGCUACAAUGCGUACCCCUCGUACACUCGAGAUAAACCAUUACAGGAAGACGGGUUCUCCUACACGACACCCAAAGAACAAUUUCUUCAAGAGUCCUCACUCCCACCUCAGAGGCGUGAGAGCUUUGGUCGGCGAGAACGGCCCAUCAGUACCAUCGGUGUACCAGAGUAUAGACAGUCAAUGAGACGAGAUCUCGGGCCACCCCCAUCUUCCUCUCGUGUUCUGGAUAGGAUCGACCGGAAUGAUAGUGUGAGACACUCAAGCUCUCGUGUAAAUGAGUCCGAUGAUCGGGCGGGAGAUAUUCCUCGACGUCAUUCUUCCAUGCGGGCCCCAGUCUUACACCACUAUCGGGAUGAUAACUACAUCACGGGAAGAGAGGAACGCGAUCCACGGGUAGUACCCAAGCCUAGAUAUGAUCGGUACGAAGAUGAGGAUAGAUCCCAUAAGCACAAACACCGCGAAGAGAGGGAGAGAGAUGUACCCCGCGAUACUGAUCCGCGUCGAGACAGAGACAGAGACCGCGAUCGCGAUCGCGACAGAGAUAGGGAGAGAGAUAGAGACCGAGAUCGAGAACGUGACCGGGAUGUGGAUCGCGAACGAGUUCGAGAAGGCGAGAGAGCUGCAAGAGGUCCAGAUGAUCGUCGUCAACAGAGGAGCCGGGAUACCAGUCCUGAACAGCAGUCUAGCGUCCGGAAGCACUUAUCGAACGUUGCUGCUGCUGCUGUCGGAGCUGGAGUAGCAGGAGCGGCUGUCACAAAAUCUCGCAGUCCUAACGAAGGUUCUGAUAGCGAGGAACACAAAGAUCGAAAGCAUCGGAGGAAGCGACACCACCGCAAUGGCGAUGAACCCGGCCCAGAUGAGGUUACCGAUAGGGCUGAGCGUGAUUUGAAAUCAGCUGAUGGCGGUCGUCGCGAGCGCCGCAAGGAAGAUAUCAAGACUGAGGAUUCUACAGCAGAUGCCCGAGACGAAAAACACGGACGCCGACAUCAUCGUCACAGACAUAGAGACAAAGGAGCACAAGACAAUGAGUCUGACACAACAGAAGACUCGGCUGGACCCGAAUCUCGUCCGCAGCCCCGAUCCGACAGAGAUAAGGACGGAGAGUUGCGUGAGCCUUCUAGGCGUCGAGAACGUACCUCCUCCCGCGAUGGUGAUCGAGACGGCCAAGCACUGCAGCAGCGAACAGCGUCACCUGGUGAAGAAGAAGACAGACCGCGACGUGUCCAGCUCGUCGACCCUGUAGAAAAGAGAGAAGAAUUCAAGCCUAAGGGCAUUCUCAAGCCUCCUCGUGAGAUCCCAUUCCCGGAAGACCCCAAUCCGGAGCGCGAAGGCGUGGCCCCUCUCAAGGAUGCGAAGAAAGACGGAAUUCCGGCCAACGCGCGAUGGACCAAAAUCAGUCGAGCUUUAGUCAACCCUGAGGCGCUAGAGAAGGAGCAUGAGAGAUUUGAAGAACGCGAUGAUUAUGUUAUUGUUCUGCGUGUAGUGACCCGGGAAGAGAUCAUGAAGUUUGCUGAAAGGACCAAGGAGAUCAGAGAAGCACGCGAACGUCAGUGGCAAGCAGAACUGGAGGAGCGGCGGCGACGAAAGAAAGAGAAGGGUUACGAGAGCAGUGACGACUAUUCGGACGAUGAACGAAGAGAACCUCUAGCAAUCGAGCAAGGCAAGCCUCUUCCAGGCGUACAGGGAGACCCUCGAGCAUAUCUGCAUCCACAACAACUGCAGCAGCAGCAACAACAACAACAACAAAAACAACAAGUGCAGCAGCAGUAUCCAUACAGACAUGACCAUCAGCCUGUCGUAGCUGGAGUUCCGGGUACGGUGCACGCACAGCAAGCUCCUGCGCAGCCACCGUCCUUGCCGCCACAGGGACCGCCUGUCCCCGAUAUAAGAGUCGAGCCAAUUGGAAACUACUCAUCUAACGUAUAG